GAUUUGUUCAUAUAUAUAUAUUUUCAUUUUGAGAGUGUUACGUAUUAUGACAGCAAGUUCGAUGUUUUAUUAGCAUUAGCUAGUUGGCUUUGAUAAUCUAACUUGAUGUCUUUGCUAACGGCUAAAGGCUAGCAAGUACAGCCAAGCAAGGGAAACAAGUUAGUUUGUCUAUUUACUUCUGCUGCGUUUGCAUUAUCUCUCUCUUUAGAAAUGGCGUCGGUAACGGCGACAGAACCAGCGAUAUGCCCGGCUGCGAUAUCAGCAGCAGAGUCCAUAGUGCCCGCUUGUAUGUUUGCACCUGACCGGGGAUGUGCGGACGAUCCACCCGGGGGAGAGGGCUUUGAAGACGGCGAGGGCACAAACGGCGAAUCCGCGGAUCAUUUAGACUUAAGCAGUAAGCUGGUCCUUGUGAGUCCAACAGGGGAGCAGUAUGAUUCAUUACUACGACAUUUGAGGGAGCGAAUAGAGGAGGGCUGUGGAGAGACAAUAUAUGUGGUUGGAAUGGGCUCAGAUGGAGGUGACUAUGGUCUGGAUGAGAAGGACAUGGAGGCGUCAGUAGCCACGGUGCGGUCACUUUGCGAACAGAUUGAGGCUGACCUAAUUUUGCUAAGGGAGAGGACAGACACCGGCGGAAAGAUUCGAGACUACCUCAUCCGACGGCGUGUGGGCGAACAGGAUUUCCUGGAAGUUAGAGUGGCGGUUGUGGGGAAUGUGGACGCUGGAAAGAGCACUCUGUUGGGGGUUUUGACACAUGGUGAGCUGGACAAUGGCAGAGGCUUCGCUCGCCAGAAGCUCUUCAGACACAAACAUGAAAUGGAGAGUGGCAGGACCAGCAGUGUGGGCAAUGAUAUCCUGGGCUUUGAUCAGGAGGGACAGGUGGUGAACAAGCCAGACAGCCACGGUGGGGGCCUAGACUGGACCAAGAUCUGUGAGAAAUCCUCAAAGGUCAUCACCUUCAUCGACCUGGCUGGCCACGAGAAGUACCUCAAGACCACUGUCUUCGGCAUGACUGGACACCUGCCUGAUUUCUGCAUGCUCAUGGUUGGCAGCAACGCUGGCAUCGUUGGCAUGACCAAAGAGCAUCUGGGUCUGGCACUGGCCCUCAAUGUACCAGUGUUUGUUGUGGUUACUAAGAUAGACAUGUGUCCGGCGAACAUACUUCAAGAGACGCUAAAAUUAUUACAGAGGUUAUUAAAGUCACCGGGCUGCAGGAAAAUCCCGGUGUUGGUCCAGAACAAGGAUGAUGUCAUCGUCACAGCCUCCAACUUCAGCUCCGAGAGGAUGUGUCCAAUUUUCCAGAUCUCAAAUGUGACGGGGGAGAACAUGGACCUGCUGAAGAUGUUCUUGAACCUCCUGUCAUCUAGGACUACGUUUAGCAAUGAUGAGCCUGCUGAGUUCCAAAUAGAUGACACAUACUCAGUACCGGGUGUAGGCACGGUAGUUUCAGGGACUACGUUACGUGGAUUGAUACGGCUCAACGACACGCUGCUCUUAGGCCCAGACCCACUUGGCACCUUCAUCCCCAUCGCUGUUAAAUCCAUCCACCGUAAACGGAUGCCUGUCAGAGAGGUUCGCGGUGGUCAGACGGCGUCCUUUGCCCUCAAAAAGAUCAAACGUUCGUCUAUAAGGAAAGGAAUGGUGAUGGUCUCUCCGAAGUUGAUGCCACAGGCCACCUGGGAGUUUGAGGCUGAGAUUUUGGUCCUGCACCACCCAACUACGAUAUCCCCGAGAUACCAGGCCAUGGUCCACUGUGGCAGCAUCAGGCAGACAGCCACCAUCCUGACUAUGAACAAAGACUGUCUGAGGACAGGGGACAAGGCCACAGUUCACUUUCGCUUCAUUAAGACUCCAGAGUACCUGCACUGUGACCAGAAGCUCGUGUUCAGGGAAGGACGCACCAAAGCUGUGGGCACCAUCACCAAGCUUCUCCAGUCUGUGAACACCCUGGCAGCUAAGUCCCAGCAGUCCAAGACACAGGCCAAUAAGAAGACUUCUAAAGAGGGUGCAGCAGCCAAUGAGGAGGCUGGAUCAGCGGCACGGCCACCUAGUCCUACCACAGCACAGCUCAAGACAGGAGGCGGAGGACGCAGGAGAGGAGGUCAGAGACAUCGAGGGAAAGGCCUGAACGCAGCAACAAUCUCUACAGCAGUGCCUGCAGGAGCAGCAGGCACAGCGUAAAAGCACAACCUUUCACUUCCUUUCCUUUCCUCUCUCCUCUUCACGUGGAGGGAAAGUGGCUGCAUGGCCCUCUGGUGGUUGUGCACAGACUGACUGCACAUUUUUUCUUUAAUGUAAGAUUAUUACUCAGCAAUUUUGAAGCAUAGAGGUGAAUUCAUUUCCACAUGGAGUCAGUUUAGAGCUUUAUCGGCGUAUUUACUUAUGGGCUGCUCAGUUUUAUUUCAGUUAACUGCAAUUUGUAGAUUACAUUAUAGAACAUUUUCUUUUGUAAUACAGAGGUUCCGGGGUGUUCAUCUUGUCUGUAGUUAAUCAGAACUUCUUUUAAAGCAUCAGCUGUUUUUCCCAGCCAGCAGAGGCAUCAGUCACUUUCCCUGCCUUAACAUUUUCCACCCGUUAAGCUACUUCUUUUUUUUUUUUUCUGUUGCUCAUCUUCUCUUCCACGUUCAGCUCAAAUUAACUUUCAUUAAUGCACCUUUUUCCGGACGGCCGUCUCAUCAGUCAUUUGAGGUGAUAGAUUUUGUCUCCACUUGCUGAAAAACGCUAUUUUUUCUUUGAAAAAGCUCCAAACUGGCAGUUUGUAUUCGCUUUGGGAAUGGACUGAAAUGAAAGGGAACUGAUGCCAAACCUGAGGGGUACAAGUGUCUAACAUCAGCUAAACGAUGGAUCAGAUGUAGCUGAUGUGUUAGUUCACCCUGCCGCCGUUCUGGGUGGUAGCUAAUGUUGAUCUCUGGUAAAAUCCCCUGCUGAGGAUUUUUCUUUUUGACUCGUGUAAUAGAGAUGGCGUUGGGUAAAAUUUGUGGCCAGUGAACUUUAAAAUUUUUUAUUUCUUGCCCUGGGAUUGUAGCCACUAAAGCAGCAUUUACCAGUCCUCACCUGUCAUGAAACACAUUCUCGUGCAUAAAGACAAAGACAGUCUCUCAUUAAUUUGAUAAUCCUGCAGUAGAAGGAUAAUUUUAUAAAUUUUAUAUGAAGCCUUUUUUCAAAGAGCCCAUGUUGAAGUUUUAUUGGAUCCAUGCAGCUGAGAAAGAAAAGGUCUGAAUUGCCAAAAUAGCUUUGUCAUGUGUUAACAUGGUGCAGGUCCUUGUGCAGUCACCUACUUAGUUUGCACUCAGUACCUAAUAAACCGGCAGCUGAGUGUAGCUGAAGACAAGCAGGCAUAAGCAUGACUUUCUUCUGUUUGGACACAGUCUGAUCAACAAACACCCAGAGGCUGACGCUCCCAUGCACAAAAAUAAUUCAUCCAGUAUUUUUAGUACUUUAAUACAAAAACUCAAGUGGUGUUUAACACCUAAAUGUCAAAAGCCAAGUAAGAACAUGUAUUCUACUGUGACUAAUCUCAGCACAGGAUCUCUUUUACUCCAUAUGAAUCAGCAAAUCUAAAUAUUUAUUAGACACAGGUGGUGGAUUUCUUAUAUAUGAUGUAUGAGAGAUAAAAUUCUUUUUGGUACGUACAGUACCAGUGAUGUACAGAUGGUUCUGUAUUAUUCAGUUUUGACUCUGUGGCAGUCAAUCAGCCAGAUAAACCCAUGAGACAGAAUUUGUAUGGGUCUAAAUGGAAAACCCAGUGGUGCACAAGUUAAAAAUGCAAGUCAUCUCAUUUUGUCCCUAAUAAGCCACCAUGAGCCAUUGGCCGCAUCAGACUAAGCUAAAAACUUAUUGCCACUGACAGUUACAGCCAUUUCUUUUUUCCACUGGUCUUCCACUCUUCCCAGUUUAGAGUUUUAUAUUGGUUGUCACAGUUAGAGGGCCCUUUUUGUUGUUCAUCACUCUCCCCUUUCAUAUAAAUACUAUAAUUUCGUACUGGUCAAUUUGGCCUCAGAGUCUUUGAGGCUCUUGAAUUAACCAUUUAAUGACGAUCACCAACUCGCUGAACUGCCAGAACAUUUCCCCUCGUUUCCGUUUCCGACUCUUUUCUUACUGCAUGGAUUUAUUUUCGAAGGGACACAUUUUGUGUGUAUGUAUGUACAAAACUACAAGUUGUGCAGAAGAACUAAGGAUAAAAAAAAAAAAAGAUGCCAUUUAAAUUAAGUGGUGCCA
Molecule: messenger RNA, 4215 nt
Organism: Toxotes jaculatrix (banded archerfish)
Lineage: Eukaryota; Metazoa; Chordata; Actinopteri; Toxotidae
Gene: gtpbp1l
Product: GTP binding protein 1, like
Exons: 13
Coding region: 211-2178 (655 amino acids)
Biological process (GO): translational elongation
Molecular function (GO): GTP binding; GTPase activity; translation elongation factor activity
Source: RefSeq, a predicted model, not a curated record